Molecule: messenger RNA, 2198 nt
Organism: Mollisia scopiformis
Lineage: Eukaryota; Fungi; Ascomycota; Leotiomycetes; Helotiales; Mollisiaceae
Exons: 7
Coding region: 48-2198 (716 amino acids)
Biological process (GO): DNA-templated transcription; regulation of transcription by RNA polymerase II
Cellular component (GO): chromatin
Molecular function (GO): zinc ion binding; DNA-binding transcription factor activity, RNA polymerase II-specific; RNA polymerase II cis-regulatory region sequence-specific DNA binding
Source: RefSeq, a predicted model, not a curated record
AUCUCGAGAGCUCGAGGAACAUCCAAUUCUUCGUCGCAGUAUCCCAAAUGAAUUAUAAAGGCAUGGAGUGCAGAUUCUGCCAAAAGUCCUUCUCAAAGGGCGAGCAUCUCAGGAGACAUGAACGCAGUCAUACUGGCGCACGCCCAUUCCGCUGCAAAGAAUGCCAGCGUCCUUUUGCAAGACAAGACUCUCUUGCCCGCCAUGAAAAACUCCACACCCGCAAAGACCCAAUCCACUACCCCUCACCACCCUCAAGUCUGAUCUCCCAACCCUCACAACGAAUGACAGCCUCACUCUCCCCCAUGGGCAUCCCCGAAAUGGCCCACGAGAGUCCCGUCUCCCUUCCCGGAGGAAUGUCCGACCAACUAUCCGUCGCAGGAGACCAGAAUAGUGCGCAGACGAUGCCUCCACCUCCUCCUUCUGCUGAGCUGGAUUUUGAUCUCAUGUGGCCGGAUUCCGAGGAUUUGUUCGAGACCCUCAUGGCGUCCGAGACGAAUAAUCAGUGGCAGAUGCCGUUUACUACUUUGCCGAUUUCGUCGAAAUCGCUGUAUACUUCCAACACGGCGUUUUCGACACCGAGUUCUUUUCGCGAGCAGGGGCCGUCUAUUGAUGCUAUUCCUUCUGGCGAGAGUCAUAGAGCGGUGCAUAAUGUUAGCAAUAUGGUUACUACUUUGUCUUCUUCGGUUACAGCUGCGGUGGAAGCUACUUCUCUCAGCUCGGUGUUCCUGGAUGAGUGUUUGCAUAUGUUCUUUUGUCGAUUUAUUCCUACGUUUCCGGUGCUUCAUAGAGCUACGUUUGUGUUUCGGGAGUGUACGCAGCCUUUACUGUUGAAUGCUAUGGCGAUUGGGUCGCUGUAUCUGGGGCCAAAGGACUCGAUUGCUAAGGGAGAAGCUCUGUGGAGACUUGCUCAUGUGGCUGUCACGACAUCUUGGGAAGUCCUCAUCACUCACCGAGGGCCGUACGAUUCAUGUCAAGGCGUCCAACUAGUAGUGACUGCCCUCCUCGCUCAAAUUUACGGCGCUCUCUCAAAAAACCGAGUAAUCCGCACAACCUCCCAAGCUUUUCACGCUUUAGGUUUCUUCUGGGCCCGCCAAUGCACUUCUUCUCUUCCAUCUCCUCUUCCCUCUCCCAAUGCCUCCGAAUCCGAGAAAAACACCGCUUGGCGAACCUGGGCGGCCAAAGAAAUUCAACAACGUGCUCUGCUGGGUCAUUAUCUAGUCGACGGCCUCAUUUCCCGCAUGUCAGGGGAAACACCUUCUGUCCGACAUACAGCGAAUGCUCUAGGUUUGCCGAGCACAGAGAUUUCGUUCGAGGCCAGGACUGCAGAUGAAUGGUUAACUCACAUGCGGUCUCAGGAAACCACGCAGUUUUCAUUCCGAAAGAUUAUUUCUAGCUUAUUUCUUCCCGAAGGACAAGCCUUGCUGCAUCACACAUUCUCCGCCUUCUCCCUGCGAGUGAUCCUCGAGGGCCUCCAGAGCCUAGUAUCAGACGUCGACUCAGACGAAGCACUAAUAGGCGUCCCCACCAAAUCCGAACUCCGCCGAGCCCUCGCCCAACUCCACGAAUCGAUCGCCGCAUCCCCAAACCUCUCCAACCCAGAAAGACUAGAGCUCUUCCUCCGCUGGCACACCAUCUGUCUCGACGCCUGCAAAGACUCGAGCCUCCUCUGCCGUAGCGUGUGCAAGCAAUACAACAUCGCACAACACGUCGUAGCGACCAAGCAAGCAGACGACCAGCAGCUCGAUCUCGUCAGCUGGGCCAACACCGAGGAUGCCAGACGGGCGCUGGUACACGCUAUCGCCAUCCAGGAGAUCGUCGAACAGUUGCCCAGGGGCAGGGCGCACGUAAUCCAUAUCCCGAGCUCGCUGUUCGCGUCGGCGACGGUGUACUGCGUGUUCUCGCUCGCGGGGCAGACGACGGUGCGGCUGCCGGCGGUGGUGGAUUGGCAGUCGGUGCUGUCGACCCGGUAUGAGGAUGUGGGAAGCGGACAGCUGGGAGAAGGCGGUGAUGUGUGUGAGACGAGGAAGUAUGUGAGGGGGGAGUAUGCGGCGGGGGUGUUUGGGGCGACGGGGGCGGGGAAGAAUUUGUUGUAUGAGUUGAAUUCGAUGCAGAAGUUGUUUAGGUGUUUGUGUAGUCAGUGGGGGAUUGCUUAUGAUAUGGAGGAUGUGAUUGAUCAGUGGAUUUCUUUGUGUCAUUGA